AAGUUGUGCUAGAUUAACUUACCGUUAUGUCAGUAUAUUAAACCUACCAACAACACAAGCGGUACAAGAUACGCAAUAAUAAAUCGAUCCGUCACGGUCCACUGACUAUAAAGUGACCCAUAUUGUUGUGUGUAGCAUAGGGAAUCUAAUCUUUUCUUUUUGAAGUGUGAAUUAAACUGAGACCUUUUUGUAAUGAUCUUUCAAGAAUGUAUCCGAACAUCUUUGCGAGGCGGGAAACAAACGACGGGAGCUGUCAUUUCAAAUUUGUAAAAACGUAAAUUACAGCAAUCAUGUACACAGAUGAUAAUUCUGAUAAAGAGAGUGAAUUUGAAGACAGAAGUCCGGAAGAUAGUCCGAAUAUAACAAAAAAAUCUCUAUCCACUGUCGGCUUCAGAAAUAAUCCCGAAAACCAAAAUGCAAGACCCCUUGCGCUGCGUGCCACCCAAUCUUUUACCGGGGCCGUCGAAGAGCUCAGGUUAUGUGGCAAUUUUCAACGGAUUAAUUUAUGUAAUAGGAUGAAUGUUAUGUCUGCACCGAAGAUAGCUACAGUCUGUCCAUGUGGGUGUCUUCUACGCCCAGCGACCACGGGCCCCUUCAGAACAAGAGAACAGAAUACACUAGCACUUCACGUCGUCUCUCCGGAGGUUCUGAGCUACCAUGGCUAUUGCUUCGAGCCUUACCAAAUUGCCAUGUUUUGGAAAAAAGACUGUAGAAUGUUCUUGUGGAAAGGAAAGGCCAAAAUGAAGAAUGUUAUUCAUGCAGACUCAUACAGAAAAUGAUAAUAAUGUACCUAAACUUAUUUAAUUUUUUUGUAAAAAUUAAACUUUAUGAAACAUG
Trichoplusia ni (cabbage looper) is the source of this 837-nucleotide messenger RNA. RefSeq lists its product as uncharacterized. NCBI's taxonomy places the organism in Eukaryota, Metazoa, Arthropoda, Insecta, Lepidoptera, Noctuidae. The transcript has a single exon. The coding region runs from base 291 to 779 and encodes 162 amino acids. The record is from RefSeq and is a predicted model, not a curated record.